Messenger RNA from Emiliania huxleyi CCMP1516, 447 nucleotides. RefSeq lists its product as hypothetical. Bases 1 to 447 code for a protein of 148 amino acids. The transcript has a single exon. The record is from RefSeq and is a predicted model, not a curated record. NCBI's taxonomy places the organism in Eukaryota, Haptophyta, Isochrysidales, Noelaerhabdaceae.
AUGCUCCGCCGCGUCGCGGGCCCCCCGCCCCUCCCAAAGCUGGCGGAACGAGCCGACUUGGAGCACUUCAAGGGGGUGAUCCUCAACACCCUCUGGCGCGCCGAGCUGAGCCGCGGGCAGCGCAGCAUCUUCGUCGCUGUGCUCUUCUGCUUCCUCACCCACCUCGCCUACAACGCUUGGGGCGGGUGGCCCAGUGUCAUCAACGACACUGUCAUCUGGACGGCGACGGAGGCCGUGCGCUCCGCCUGCCAGGACUGGCUCGCCAACCCGUGGGUCUCGUUGCCCCGCUUUGUCGCUAUGUGGGAAGAUCUCGUUGAAGACGCUGUCGUCUACACACUUCACUGGGACCCCGAGAUCCCCACCUCGAUGCCGUACUGGCUGGAUUGGCGCGCAUCAGCGACGACGACCGCGGCUCGCCCCAAACGCCAGGCGCUGGAUCGGCAGUAG